AUGACUUCAGCGCUUGUUGGUAUACGGCUAGGUGCGAGCAACAUUGUUGUCGCAUAUUUCAAAGAUGGACGAAGUGAAACAAUUGUCAAUGAAUUAGGUGAUCGUGUAACUCCGACGUUUAUUACAUUCGGUGAAGGAAAUGAUAUCUCCAUAGGGCUUCCGGCAAAACAAGGUUUUGUUCGUAACCAACAAAACACUAUCGUUUGGUCACCGCAUUUUCUACUGAAACACGACGGUGCUGAUGCAUUCAACAAGUAUUAUAAACAAAGAUCGCCGGUUGCUAUAAUGGAAAAAGACGAUCGGAUAGAAUUCUCUGUGAUGAUCGAUGGCAAAGCGAAAUCGAUUCCUCUCGAAACUGUUCUAAUCCAUUUACUGACUUAUGUUCGACAACUUGUUCUAUCUGUGACUGGUGCACGUGAAAUUCAAGCUGUACUCUCAGUAUCUUACAAAAUGAUCGAAACCGGUAAACAAGAUCUAAUUCGAGCUUGUAUGAAGAAAAGUGGCAUUGAACUUCAUUCCAUUGUUCCGGAUGCAUGUUCAGCUUGUUUAGCUUAUGAAUUAGAUAAAGAUGGUGGCCAUGCUGAAAGCAACGUAUUGGUUUAUCGACUCGGUGGUUCAACGUAUGAGUGUUCAAUUGUUCGAACAGUUGGCGGCUGCUUCAAAACGAUUGCGACUGCCAAUGGAGUUGAGAACAGUGGUGAUGCUUUUACAGACUUAGUUAUAGAUAUUAUAGCGGACGAAUUUCAAAAAAAAACGAAGAAUGAUCCAAGGACUGCACCGAGAUCGUUAUUGAAACUUCGUGCUUGUGCGGAACAAGCUAAGCAUAUCUUAUCAACUACAGCUAGCACUCAAUGUUCGAUCGACGCGCUACAUGAUGGUAUCGAUUUAGAUUCCAAUGUUAGCAGACUUCGUUUUGAAGGUGCAGCAAAUACUCUAAUCAAUGAAUGUUUAAAAUCUGUUGAUAAUAUUCUUAACAAAGCACAAUUGCAGGCAGAUGAUAUCAAAUUGAUCGUACUGUGUGGUGGUGGUACCAAAGUACCUAAGCUACGUGAUGCUAUACAGAGUAAAUUACCGAAUGCUGAUAUGCUUUCAUCAAUCAAUGGUGAUGAAGUUAUUGCGCUCGGUGCAGCCAGACAAUGUUAUAUUGAAAGCAAAUAUGCUAAAGUUCAACUAUCGACAGAUGCUCAGCAGUACGAACGUGUUGGUGUUCGUUAUUUUCGUUCACAUAUGAUCGCGACAGAUGACGCAAAAGGUGAAAUCAGUGACAGUGAUGCGGAGGAUGACAAUAACGAUGAUGAAAAAGAAAAUGAUCAGUUAGAUCUCGAUUGGGACAAACAUGAAUCCUAUUUACGAAAACUCAAUCUCACUGAAUGGAAAGAUCAAGAUCAUUACAAAGUCUUAGGUCUCGGAAAGUUACGUUACAAAGCAACACACAAACAAGUUCGUAACGCACAUAAACAAAUGAUUUUACGCUACCAUCCGGACAAAUCUAAGCGAAUUGAAAGUGAACGAUUCUCUCUGAUCACUCAUGCUUUUGAACUUCUAUCAAAUCCAGCACUACGACGAUCUUACGAUAGUGUUGAUCCAAAAUUUGAUGAUGCGAUACCAAAUCCAACGACAGCGGAUGGUUUCUAUCAGACCUUUGGGCCUGUAUUCGAGCGCAAUGCACGUUGGUCCGUACAUCAACAUGUACCUUUGCUAGGAAAUGACGAAACAUCGUUUGAACAAGUGAACAAAUUCUAUCGAUUCUGGUACGAUUUCGAAUCAUGGCGUGAAUAUUCUUAUUUAGACGAGGAAGAUAAAUCUCAAGGUCAGGAUCGUGAUGAACGGCGUUACAUUGAAAAAAUGAAUCGUGCAGAGAGACAAAAACGAAAGAAAACAGAAAUGACACGCAUCCGUAAUUUGGUCGAUCGUGCUUAUGCACUCGAUCCACGAAUAAAACGUCAGAAGAAAGAAGAACAACAACGAAAAGACGAUGAGAAGCAACGUCGCAAGCAAGAAAUUGAUAAACGACGACAAGACCAAAAGCAAAAAGAACUGGACGAAGCAAAACGUAUUGCAGAUGAAAAACAGCGAGUGGAAGAAGAAGCGAAACGAAAACAAGACGAAGCUAAACGGGAAAAAGAAGCACAGAAGAAGUUAAUGAAAAAAGAAAAAAAACAACUGCGUGACUUGUGCAAAGAAGCGAAUUAUUUCAACGAAUCAGGUUCACCGCCCAAUUUAAAACAAGUCGAACAGAUCGAAACUUUGGUUGAGUACUUACCGUACGACGAUUUGAAAGCGUUGAACGAGAAAUUACAAGAAGAAAAUGCAGACAAACGUGCAAUUGUUCUUGUCGAAGUUAAGAGAAUGGAUGAACAAAUGCAACAAUCCCGUCUAGAAUUGUCUCAACCAUCCUCAUCAUCCUCAACAGCGUCAUCUUCAAACUCAUCAUCAGCGAUCAAAUGGACGCCCGAGGAAAUUGAAAUUCUUGUCAAAGCGCUUCGUGUCUACCCCGCUGGUGUCCAAAAUCGAUGGUUAGUUGUUCAAGAGUAUCUCAAACGUUGCGGCGGCAACCCCAGCCGUACUGUACAAGAUAUUAUGCAAAAAGCUAAAGAUAUUGCCAGUGGAAAGAAAGAAGUCGAAGAAACAACAGCGUCGUUAGAUCACAUUGCGUUGAAUUCACAUAAACAAUCAACUAUGCUGGAAAAUCAAGUUAAAUUAAGUCAGCUCACUGUCACUGAACGCGACCCGGACACGACAGUUGCAUGGACAGUCGAUGAACAGCGCAUUUUUGAACAAGCAUUACGAACAUACCCAGCAGCAUUAGGAUCCUCGCGAUGGGAUCAAAUAUCAGAAUGUUUACCAAGUAGAACGAAAAAGGAAUGCUUAGAACGCUACAAAGAAUUAGCUAAAAUGGUUCAAGCUAAGAAAGCAGUCAACAAAUAA
This is a messenger RNA of Adineta ricciae, 2928 nucleotides long. The record is from the annotation of a GenBank genome assembly. NCBI's taxonomy places the organism in Eukaryota, Metazoa, Rotifera, Eurotatoria, Adinetida, Adinetidae.